AUGUCUAAACCAAACACCCUCUUCGGAGGAACCAUAAUAGGCAGCACAUUCACCACCACAGAACAAGUCCAACAACUUCUUAAUCAUCUCAAAGAACUGGAUAUUGAUCGUGUGGAUAAGGCUGCCCGAUACCCGCCCGAUAGCCCUGGUCGCUCGGAAUCUCUUCUUGGAGAUGUACGGGCAGUGGAGCAAGGGUUCACCAUUGAUACUAAAAUCAACCCGUGA
Molecule: messenger RNA, 225 nt
Organism: Penicillium antarcticum
Lineage: Eukaryota; Fungi; Ascomycota; Eurotiomycetes; Eurotiales; Aspergillaceae
Product: Aldehyde reductase
Exons: 1
Coding region: 1-225 (74 amino acids)
Source: RefSeq, a predicted model, not a curated record